CUGCCCUGGUCUCCGCUGUGAAGGAGAAGCCGGGAGAGCAGGCUAAACCAGGAAGGCGCUGGCUUGUGGCGCGCACGCGCACGCACGCACGCCGGCGGCCGGAGGGGCGGCACGCUCGCGCCCGGGCUCGCCGCGCGCCGCGCCAGAGGCUCGCGCACUCAGCAGGUUGGGCUGCGGCGGCGGCAGCUGUGGGAGCUGAGGCGCAGCGCGUGAGAGGUCCCAGACGCGUCUGCGGCUCCGGUUCCGCCACCUUCCUCUUCUCUCACCCCAGUCUCGGUGCCGGGUGCUGAGAAGGGAACGGCGCUAGCCUUGGUAACUUAGAGCCCACCUUUGGCUGCUUCCGACACUGCCAUCCUUCCUUUCCCAGCCGCGGGCCUCUCGGUGCUAAGGCGACUCUGCGGGGAGGCGGCGGCGACGGCUGCCUGUCUGUGGGGAGGAGUCCUGCCCUCCAGUCUUGUUCCGCCGCCGGGCCCUGCAGGGUCCAAGAGAGCUCGGCGCCGGUCCUUCCUCUCACCUUUUUCGUCAGCCGAUUGGUGCAGCGUCGGUCCGAGAGGUCUCUGGGCUGAGGCGGCGGCAGCUCCUUCGGCUUCAUCAUGUCCGCGGGCGGAGACUUCGGGAAUCCGCUGAGGAAAUUCAAGCUGGUGUUCCUGGGGGAGCAGAGCGUUGGAAAGACAUCCUUGAUCACCAGAUUCAUGUAUGACAGUUUUGACAACACCUACCAGGCAACAAUUGGUAUUGACUUUUUAUCAAAAACAAUGUACUUGGAGGAUCGAACAAUCAGGCUGCAGCUGUGGGAUACUGCGGGUCAGGAACGUUUCCGUAGCCUCAUUCCCAGUUACAUCCGUGAUUCUGCUGCAGCCGUAGUAGUUUACGAUAUCACAAAUGUUAACUCAUUCCAGCAAACUACAAAAUGGAUUGAUGAUGUCAGAACAGAAAGAGGAAGUGAUGUUAUCAUCAUGCUAGUAGGAAAUAAAACAGAUCUUGCUGACAAGAGGCAAGUAUCAAUUGAGGAAGGAGAGAGGAAAGCCAAAGAGCUGAAUGUUAUGUUUAUUGAAACAAGUGCAAAAGCAGGAUACAAUGUAAAACAGCUCUUCCGACGUGUUGCAGCAGCUUUGCCUGGAAUGGAAAGCACACAGGACAGAAGCAGAGAAGACAUGAUUGACAUAAAACUGGAAAAGCCUCAGGAGCAACCAGUCAGUGAAGGAGGCUGUUCCUGCUAAUCUUCCAUGGCAUCUUCAACUUUUCUUCAGAAGCUCACUGCUUUGGCCCCCUUACUCUUUCAUUGACUGCAGUGUGAAUAUUGGCUUGAACCUUUUCCCUUCAGUAAUAACGUAUUGCAAUUCAUCAUUGCUGCCUGUCUCGUGGAGAUGAUCUAUUAGCUUCACAAGCACAAAAAAGUCAGUGUCUUCAUUAUUUAUAUUUUACAAAAAGCCAAAUGAUUCCAACAUAUUCCAGUGAUAACUUUAAAAAUUAGAUACGUUUUCUCAGUUUUUGUUUCCUUUGCAAUGUUAGGAUAACGUACUUCAAAAUGAUGGAAAUUCCAACAGUCUGUGGCUAGGUUAAGGAGCAAUUGUUCACAGCAGCACUUGCCUACCUACUUGAUCUCUCUCUGCUUUUCUCACCUCUCCCUUAUUGCAUUCCCUAUUCUUACCAUCUCUCCCUCAAAACAAAUGAGGUAUGACAAAGCAGGAGUUAGACCAAACCCAAUGGAGUUAUCCUUCAAAUUUAGUGAUAUCACUUGCUCUAGGCCUUGGGCCAAGAUGUCCAAAAUUAUUCUUGAGCGCUGAUAUAAAUUACUUAGACUUUAUUUGAGGUCAAAACUCAACUAUCAUGGUAGGCAGUGCUUGAAUAAGAAAAGGGUUCUGAUGCAUCUUCAAAAUGAGUCCUAAUGAACACAGUGAGUACUUUCAAAUUAAAUGAACAUAAAAUGUAUUUCAGACCAAAACAAAUGACCCUUUCACAUGUUAGUCCCUGGGAGAGAAGAGUUAACAGUGCUUCAGAACAUGUUUUUAAUACUGAAUUCUCCCAGUGAACUAUUUCUCCCAGGAUUUUAAAAUUCUCAACAUAGAGUUAUUCUGUUUGUUUAAAAAAAGAAGAAAACUUUUGUAAGCAAUAGAUUUCUCUUGGGUUUUUCUUUGUUUCAAAAAAUGCUAUGCAGGCAAGGCACUACAGAAAUAAAUUCUUUUAAGAAGAACCAGCGGAAGAAUUUAAACUUGGUACCGUUAUCAAAACUACAAUAAACAAUGAUAUCUAAAGCUAUCAUUGUAGAAACAAUGAUAUCUAAAGCUUAACAACAAAAGAAUCCUCAACAGAAUAGCAAAUACUUUGCUCAGGACAUUUGAGGUCAAAUUGAAAAUGGAAACAGGUUUCUUAUAAGCCCCUAGUGGCAGAUCUGGAAAAGCAUACAUAGAAGAGGGAAAGGAGAGAAUGGAAGUAAAACUUAAUAUUAUGCAGAUUUAUGCCUUAUUUUUUAGCAUUUUUUUUUUUAAUGUUGGGUCUUUCAGGCUGGUUUUGCUUUUUAUUAGAUCUGUCUAGUUUGGUUAAUUAACUAGUGAUUUAGUUUUAUAUUUAAGCUACAAUUAAUCUUUUUUCUUUGUUGAUAUUUAUUUCUUUGCCUUUUUUUUUAAACUGCUUUCAGUUUUUAGAUGUUUUGUCUGAUCUAUUUAGAGCUUCAUCACCAUGGCAAUAUAUAUUUCCCUUAAAACACUGUAAACAAAUAUACUAGGAGUGCACCAUUUUAAUCUUUACUAGUUAUUGUGAGAUUGCUGUGUAAGUUAAUAAACACAUUUGUAAAUACAUUAUUUGCAGGACGAAAAUUUCUGAGUUACAGCUCAGGAAAAGCCUGCUGAAUUUACGUUGUAAGCAUUACUUAACACAGUAUAAAGAUGAAAAGACAACAAAAAUAUCUUCAUACUUCCUCAUCCCCUCAUUGCAACAAAACCCUUAACUGGGAACCUUAUUCCCCUCUCUUUCCUCUUCCUUCUCCAGUUCCCACUUACUGUCACCUUGUAAUAUUCAGAGAGCACUUGGAUUAUGGGUCUGAAUAGAGAAAUGCUUUCAGAUAAUCAUUAGCCCACAUACCAGUAACUUAUACUCAAAGAUGGGAUGGAGUUGUAAAGUGCUUUUAUAAUACAAUAUUAUUGUUAAAGGCAAGGGUUGACUCUUUUGUUUUUAUUUUGACAUGGCAUGUCCUGAAAUAAAUAUCAAUUCAAUAUGGCAGAUGGGUCAUAUUCUUUAUUUAGAAGAAGUUGUGAUUUCUGACAUGGGGGUGAUUGUCUUCCUACACUGUAGUGUAUGAUUCUUUUUAUGUAUCUUUAAAACAGUAAUCAGUUAUGCUGCUUUUUAAUAUCGGUCUUUUUAUUUGGCCUGGGGUUCUUCAACUGAAGCAGUGAAGUGUGUUCAUAGUCUAGAUUUUUUUUUUAAUAAACAAUUUUGCUGCCAAAAAUAUAUAAAUAAAACACAAAAACAA
Messenger RNA from Acinonyx jubatus (cheetah), 3469 nucleotides. RefSeq names its product RAB6A, member RAS oncogene family (gene RAB6A). The record is from RefSeq and is a predicted model, not a curated record. Bases 594 to 1220 code for a protein of 208 amino acids. Gene Ontology annotation, molecular function: GTPase activity; GTP binding. The transcript has 8 exons. Lineage: Eukaryota; Metazoa; Chordata; Mammalia; Carnivora; Felidae.